Messenger RNA from Nicotiana attenuata, 1257 nucleotides. Its product is annotated as reticulon-like protein B2. The record is from RefSeq and is a predicted model, not a curated record. Lineage: Eukaryota; Viridiplantae; Streptophyta; Magnoliopsida; Solanales; Solanaceae. The transcript is spliced from 6 exons. The coding region runs from base 169 to 903 and encodes 244 amino acids.
AGGAAGGAGAAAACCUAACUGCAAUCUUCACUUUUCAACACAACAAAAGCAAUCGACACAUCUAAAACUGCUAUAGUAGAACGAACGAAAACACAUAGUAUCAAAAAAGGGGCAAAUCAAUCAAGAUUCACGGACCCAAUUGUUGUCACUUCGACCUCCUACACAGAAAUGGUUUCAGAAUCUUCUGUGGAGAAAAAGCAAAAGGCCAACCUUGGUCGCAAUGAUUCUUCUUCGUCAUCAUCAACAGAUGAAAAUGACUUUAGACGCCCUGAUGUACACAAGAAGUUUCACCUCUUUGGCCGUCAUAAAUCUCUUCACGCUGCUCUAGGUGGUGGCAAACUGGCUGAUAUUUUACUGUGGAGGAACAAGCAGAUAUCAGGAGGAUUAUUUGCUGGUGCAACUAUCAUAUGGUUUCUGUUCGAGUGGAUUGGUUAUCAUUUGCUCACUUUUAUUUGCCAUUCACUCAUAGUUUCCUUGGCCAUCUUGUUCUUUUGGUCCAAUCUCUCCCUCUUUGUCAACAAGAGUUUAAUAGAGUUUCCAAAGAUUGAAUUACCAGAGGAACCGUGGACGCAAGUGGCUCUUCUACUGAGGGAUCAAUUCACCUGUGCAUUUGGUAUCUUUCGAGAAGUAGCAUCUGGAAAUGAUUUGAAGAAGUUUCUUUAUGCAAUUUUUGGCUUGUGGAUUGUUUCCAUUGUUGGCAGGUGGUUCAAUCUUCUGACCCUUGUAUACAUCAUAUUUGUCAUGCUGUUGACUGUACCAUAUUUCUAUGAGAAGUAUGAUGAUCAAGUAGAUGCCUAUGGAGAAAUGGCCAUAAAAGAGCUCAGAAGACAAUACAGUCAAUUGGAUGAGAAAGUUCUUCAGAAACUACCAAUUCCUUUCAUUAAAGACAUUAAACAGGACUGAUGAAACUCUUCUCUCAGGCAGAUAUUGCUUCACUUCAAGAAUACAAUGCAGCCUUCAACUUAUUUAUGGAUUGGGAAGAGGUGAUGAGGCAGGACAUAGCGUGAUUUCAGCUUUGUGAGGACAUUGCCCUUGAUAGGAAGGUGUGAAAUAUCAGGAUUGAAAGUUAGGAGUUAGUUGAGCAUUUUUCUAUUUCGUACUGGGUGUGAGGCUAGUCUGAUAGUGUUUUGUGUUCAUACUAUUUUUUCGUUUUCAUAGUACCGUGCCAUUGUUACGGGUUAUUGUUAUUGCUGUUUCCAUCUAUUUUCUGGUUCUUACGAUGCUGGUAUAAUCUUUCUAGUCCUUGUUGACUUGUUA